Messenger RNA from Chelonia mydas (Green sea turtle), 4804 nucleotides. It is a transcript of the gene CSGALNACT1, whose product is annotated as chondroitin sulfate N-acetylgalactosaminyltransferase 1. Bases 1315 to 2907 code for a protein of 530 amino acids. Gene Ontology annotation, molecular function: glucuronosyl-N-acetylgalactosaminyl-proteoglycan 4-beta-N-acetylgalactosaminyltransferase activity. Gene Ontology annotation, cellular component: Golgi cisterna membrane. The record is from RefSeq and is a predicted model, not a curated record. The transcript is spliced from 9 exons. NCBI's taxonomy places the organism in Eukaryota, Metazoa, Chordata, Testudines, Cheloniidae.
GGCGUGCUGGGGCCAGCCGGAUACAGGGUGCGCUCCGAGAGCACGCCCCGUCGCCAGGGUGACAGCCCCUCCCACCACGUCACCAGGAUGACAGCAUUUCCCCAUCGCCAUGGUGAUAAAGCCCCCACCCCUUCACCAGGGUGACAGCAUUUCCCCAUCGCCAUGGUGGUAAAGCCCCCCACCCAAUCACCAGGGUGACAGCAUUUCCCCAUCGCCAUGGUGGUAAAGCCCCCCACCCAAUCACCAGGGUGACAGCAUUUCCCCAUCGCCAUGGUGAUAAAGCCCCCACCCCAUCACCCGGGUGACAGCAUUUCCCCGUCGCCAUGGUGAUAAAGCCCCCACCCCAUCACCCGGGUGACAGCAUUUCCCCAUCGCCAUGGUGAUAAAGCCCCCCACCCCAUCACCAGGGUGACAGCAUUUCCCCAUCGCCAUGGCGAUAAAGCCCCCCACCCCAUCACCAGGGUGACAGCAUUUCCCCAUCGCCAUGGUGAUAAAGCCCCCCACCCCAUCACCAGGGUGACAGCAUUUUCACCAUCGGCAUGCUGAUGGUACCUUUUCCUCCCCUCACCAUCACCAGAGUGACAACAUUUCCCCCAACACCGUGAUAAAACAUGAUUCCUCCUCUCCCAGCCCCCUCCAUUGGCCUGUCUUCUGCAGAAGAUCAGACUCUAUAUGAUCAUAAUAGGCCCUUUUGGUCUUAGAAUGUAUGAAUUUGGGUAACAGCGCAGCAGCCCCUUCCACACACACCCGUUCCAUGGUGCUGGCAUGGCCCCUUCUACUCCCCUGCUGCCCAUUUCGAAUCCCCCUCAUGGCCAUGGUGGUGGCCUGGUAGUGGUCCCAUAACCCUCAUGGUUCCCUGUGCUCACCCAUCUAGCUUGUUGAUAAGGAGUGACAUCGCAGUGUACAGGAAACAUGGUCCUUUGUCAUCUGGCAUCUCUCAUGUGCCCAACCAGGACUUCUAUCAAAAGACCUAAAAUUAGUUGCAUCAGGAAGGAAGGAUGUAGGUGUAUCGUUAUUGCUCUUUCCAGCCUGUAAUUGAGGUCACCCUUUGCCGACUACUGCAAGCUGAUAAGAUAACAAUGGGAGUGACUGUGGGGAGUGGCUGGUGUCACUCGGCUCACAGCGUCUCCUUUGCAGCUGGGCUCUUAGCACUGCCAAGUACACGUGAGGCUGCACCUGAUACCCGAGGGGAGCAAGCACUUUAGAAGGAAGCUGCGAAACCCACUCAUGCACGUACAUGCAUCUGUUUAGGGUUACUGUUGGGACACGCACAGCGAUGUAGGUGCUGACGUACCCACACCUGCUCCCGGAGAGAUGAUGGUUCGGCGAGGGCUGAGUGCCUGGCUCCCGCGAAUGGUCGUUCUGCUUGUGGUGCUCUGCUCUGCCGUGUCCGUCCUCUACAUGUUGGCCUGUACGCCGAAGGGCAUCGAUGAGCAGCUUGCAUUCCCCAGGGCCAACAGCCCAACAGGAAAGGAGGGGUACCAGGCCAUUCUGCAGGAGCGGGAGGAGCAGCACCACAAUUACAUCAACAGCCUCAAGAAGCAAAUCGCGCAGCUGAAGGAUGAGCUGCAGGAGCGGAGCGAGCAGCUGAAGAGCCUGCAGGACCAUUACACGGACUCGCUGGGCCCGGGGCUGGAGCACAGCAACCCAGAGAAGACCCCCGCUGACCUGCUGGAGUUCCUGCGCUCCCAAAUAGACAGAGCUGAGGUGCACGCCGGCGCCAAGUUGCCCACGGAGUACGCGGCUGUGCCCUUCGAGAGUUUCACCCUGCAGAAGGUGUAUCAGCUGGAGACAGGGCUGACACGCCACCCCGAGGAGAAACCCGUGAGGAAGGACAAGCGGGACGAGCUAGCGGAGGCUAUUGAGUUGGCCCUGGAAACUUUAAACAGCCAAAACAGUGAUAGCAACACAAACCAUCACAUGUACGCAGCCUCGGACUUCAUAGAAGGCAUGUACCGAACAGAAAAAGACAAAGGCACGUUGUAUGAGCUGACUUUCAAAGGAGACAGAUCACACGAAUUCAGACGAAUCGUUUUAUUCAGACCAUUUGGUCCCAUCAUGAAAGUGAAGAAUGAGAACCUCAACAUGGCCAACACACUCAUUAACAUUGUAGUCCCAUUAGCAAAGAGAGCCAGCAAGUUUCGACAAUUUAUGCAAAAUUUCAGGGAAAUGGGCAUUGAGCAGGAUGGGAGAAUUCACCUCACUGUAGUUUACUUUGGAAAAGAACAAAUGAAUGAAGUGAAAGCAAUACUUGAAAACACCUCCAAAUCAGCUAACUUCAAGAAUUUCACCUUUAUCCAGCUGAAUGAAGAAUUUUCGAGAGGGAAAGGAUUAGACAUAGGUGCUCGCAUCUGGAAAGGAAACAACGUCGUUCUCUUUUUUUGUGAUGUAGAUAUAUACUUCACUGCUGAAUUCCUGAACACCUGUAGAUUGAACACACAGCCAGGGAAGAAAGUAUUUUACCCAGUUCUUUUCAGCCAGUAUAACCCAGGUAUAAUUUAUGGGCACCAUGGUUCCAUCCCACCCUUAGAACAGCAGCUGGUUAUAAAAAAGGAAACUGGAUUCUGGAGAGACUUUGGCUUUGGAAUGACAUGUCAGUACCGGUCUGAUUUUAUCAACAUAGGUGGCUUUGAUCUGGACAUUAAAGGCUGGGGAGGAGAAGACGUGCAUCUCUACCGCAAAUACCUUCACAGCAACCUUAUCGUGGUCAGGACGCCUGUCCGGGGCCUCUUCCAUCUCUGGCAUGAAAAGCGCUGCCUGGAUGAGCUGACCCCCGAGCAGUACAAGAUGUGCAUGCAAUCCAAAGCCAUGAAUGAGGCUUCUCAUGGCCAGCUGGGGAUGCUAGUCUUCAGGCAUGAGAUUGAGGCUCACCUCCGCAAACAGAAAACCAGCAGCAAAAAGACAUGAAGCCAAACCCCAAAACUAGUUGGUUGUAUUUUCAGACUGUAGCUGCUUAAAGAGAAAAGGAGCAUGCAACAUCUGGAGCAGAAAAGCUGGAGCUGGCAGGAAAAGGAAGACAAAAGGAAACGCUUGCACUCCCUUUUCUUUCCUUCCUUAGCAGAGCUUUUGAAUAUGCCAUUUAGCCUGCUUUCCCAUACUGGCUCCUGCCAUGGAAUUGGAGACAAAGGCAGAGCAAGAAGAAAGGUGGUAGAAACCAGUACCUUGUGUUUGAUACUUGUGUGCCCUAACAAAGGGUGUGUUGCAUUUCAUUGAAAUAUCCACAUGUGAUGACAGCUGCCCUGAUCCUGCAAAGACUUAUGUCCGUCUUUAAUAUACUCUAGUGGGGUUACUCAUACACCUAAGUGUUGGCAGGACUUGGCCUUGCGUGGCCUAUGUAUUCAAAAGUGAGGAGUGAUUUUAGAUGUCCACCCUAACGCACCUAAAAGGGGCCUGAUUUUCAAAAAGCACAGAGCACCUGCCCUUCAAAAAACACUCUUUAAAGGUGGCUCAAGUAACAUCCAAAAUCAGUAGUCACAUUUGAAAAUUUGGGCCAGUCUUCAAUAGUUAGAGACACAUUCGCAUUUAGUUUCAUAGAGAUAAGCAUCUAAGAAAAGGCUUUCUAGAAUCUAGAAAGCUAAAGAUCUAAGUAAAAUUCCAAAAUGCUGGAGCAUGGUGUCAUACUCCACUCUGUACAUUAAACCAAAAAUGAAAAGCCAUAGCUUGGAGCUUUCUUCGGACUAGUUUGUUACCGUGUGUUCUGUUGUUCUAGAGAACUUUUAAGUAUCUGGGUUUGUUUUAAAGUGAGCAUUUGUUUGCUUGUGAGUUAUUUUGUGCAGAUGUAAGUUUCCUACUUCAGGCCUUACUGAGAAAUAGCACAACCUUCCUCUACAUUUUGAAAAUGGUUUGCCGUUUAGAUCAUAGAUCCAUAAAUAUAUCCAUUUCUCUCGCCAGUCAAGUCUCUAUCCUGAAACUGGUUAGCAGGUGGAAAUGCACACCUUCUUUCUAUUGGAGACAUGGUGAAGAGAAUUCACUUAUCUGAAGUGAAGGAGAAACUGUUCUAUUCCAGUAGAAAAGGGAACAUAAUCUGCAAUCCUGAUUUAAUGAGAGACUCUAAAUAAUGAAUGUUGUACAUAAGAACAGCCAUACUGGGUCAGACCAAAGGCCCAUCUGGGCCAGUAGCCUGUCUUCCGACAGUGGCCAGUGCUAGAUACCCCACAAGGAAUGAACAGAACAGGUACUCAUCAAGUGAUCCAUCCCCUGUCGCUCAUGCCCAGCUUCUGGCAAACAGAGGCUAGGACCACCAUCCCUGCCCAUUCUGGCUAAUAGCCAUUGAUGGACCUAAUAGACACCAAAAUGAAUGAAGGACCUCUUUAGGACUUGUUUAUACCAAAGUAUUCAAUAUAAACCAAAUCUAGCAUUUUACCCAAUGCAUAGUGGAGUUUUUUGUAAGUGAUAUAAGAAAUACAUUUCUAUGAAGGAUUAAUUGGAGCCUCUAAGACUUGAUACACUGACAGCGUUCCGAAGUGCUUCCCAGAAAUUGAGCUGCUUUUUAAUUUUAAGAGUUUUGUUUGAUAGUUGCAUCCAGCACUGUUCAAAACAUGUCUUAUUGCUAUCAUAAAAUAUUUUCUUUUAAGGUUGACUGUUUCUUUCAUCAUUUUAGAUUUUAUUAACCAACAACAGAUGCAUGGGCUAGCUGUUUGCUUUCCUACUGUUUUCCUAUCUUGAUCUCAUUGUUCAAUAGCUUCAGAUUCUUUCAAGCCAUUUGGGGUACAAAACUGUAUUGUCAUUAUUUGUGCGUUUACCAGGUGGAAAGCCAGAAUGUAAGACAGCACCAUAACAAUGAAUAAAAUAGGGUUUAUAUGGA